Messenger RNA from Scheffersomyces coipomensis, 1719 nucleotides. RefSeq lists its product as uncharacterized. The transcript has a single exon. The record is from RefSeq and is a predicted model, not a curated record. Gene Ontology annotation, molecular function: misfolded protein binding. Gene Ontology annotation, biological process: protein quality control for misfolded or incompletely synthesized proteins. NCBI's taxonomy places the organism in Eukaryota, Fungi, Ascomycota, Pichiomycetes, Serinales, Debaryomycetaceae. Bases 122 to 1678 code for a protein of 518 amino acids. Gene Ontology annotation, cellular component: i-AAA complex.
AUUCUGUCACGUGAAUAUUUUUAAUUUUGGUGACAAGAAAAAAUAAGGCAAUAUCCAAGUCAGAUAUGAAUCAUUAUUCCAUUAAUAGAAUAGUUUAACUGAACUGUAACACCCAUCAAGUAUGUUAUCACGAUCAGGUACCAAAUUACCUAGCGUUUGUGUACGAUGGUUACAAAAAUCAACACCAAUAAGGAUACCAAUGCAUCGGUUUUAUUCCUCAGGACAAUAUAAUUAUUAUCAGCAAUAUAAUCCUCCUCCCCCACCAAGAUCAUCAUUCUUUAAACGAUUUGUAUAUACUACAGUAGGAAUAACAAUUGUUGGUGGUUACUUGUAUUAUAUGUUUUGGCCGAAACAUACUUUCCCUUCCUCUGUGGCUAAGAUAUUAAGAAAAGGUUUAUGGGCUGAAAGUGAUCGAGGAGAACAUGAUUAUCAAUUAGCUUUAAAAUAUUAUUUAGAAAGUUUGAAACAUUAUGAUGACAUUGGAGUUGAUCAUUUAAGUGAUGAGUAUACUGGGAUUCAAUUAAAAGUUGGGGAAAUGUUUGAACGUUUGAAUAUGUUGGAAGAUGCUGCUUUUGUGUAUAAUGAGAUUGCUACUUUAUAUUUAACUGUAUUAAGUGCUCAAGCUAAUUCAGAACAAGGUAAACGUAUUAAGAAUAUCAAUCAUAAACGUCAUUUGAUUCAAAAAGAUUUAAGAAUCGCCAUGAAAUUAGUUGAAUUGAAUAAACACAAUGUUCAAUUAUCAAAAUCAAUCUUAAUAACGCAUUUAAUAAUUGCUCAAGAUGAAAUAAAUAAGCAUUAUAAGUCUUCAUCAAUAUACAAUCUGAGUAGAAGCAUUCAAACUCCUAAUGAUGGUAAGAACGAUAAUAUAGUUAAUGUUGUGCUUAGUAAAGAUACCAUGACAGUAAUUGGGGCAAAUGGUGAAGCUGUAUUUAAUAAAGCCCCUGGAAUUUGGGAACCAUUCACUGAUGAAUAUUUCAAUGCUAUGGAUUUAUUAUCUGCCUUAUCUAUUUCUACUGGUGAUUUGACAAUGGCUUUACAGAUUAAGAUCAUGACUAUUGAAUCUAUGUUAGUUGCUGAUGUUGAACCUUCAAAGCUUUUGAUCAACCAAUGUAAUUUGGGUUCAUUGUUAUAUUUACAAGCUGAAGAAUAUCAAGCUCAAGAGAUUGUAUUAAAGAGGAAAAUUUCCAAGACUUUAAAUAUUGAUUAUGAUAAAUUAAACAAUGAAGAAAUAUUUUCCAAAACCACUAAACUAGGCAAUAAAAUCAUAAAGUCUACUAAAAUAUUACCUCAUGAAAAGGUUGAUUUAGAAACAGCAGUGCUUUCAAAGGAUAGAUGUUUACAAUUAUCUCAAGAAUCAUUUGAAGGGGUGAUUCAAUUUGCUAAAUUGAUUCCUCAAGAAGUUAUAUCCCAGAAUAAUUCCAUUAAUGAGACUGUUGCGUUGGCAACUUAUGGAUUAGGGGUUAUUCAUUUACAUUUAUCGCAAUAUGAUAUUGCGGAACGAUUACUACGUGAAUCAAGAGUUAGAUCGAAAAGUUGUGGUUAUGAUCAUUUGUUAAUUGAAAUUGAACAAGAAUUAGAAAAAUUAUUUAAAGAAAAGAAGAGUUUAACUUUACUUAACUCUUCAUCAGAUGAAAUUGGUCAAAGAAAUAUUCAAAUGGAUAUCCAAUUAAGUAAAUAAGUUUUAGAUAUUGUAUUUAUAUUGUGUAUAUUCUAAAUUCU